Pyrus x bretschneideri (Chinese white pear) is the source of this 879-nucleotide messenger RNA. RefSeq lists its product as uncharacterized. The coding region runs from base 1 to 879 and encodes 292 amino acids. NCBI's taxonomy places the organism in Eukaryota, Viridiplantae, Streptophyta, Magnoliopsida, Rosales, Rosaceae. The record is from RefSeq and is a predicted model, not a curated record. The transcript has a single exon.
AUGCAAAACGACGAUUUCGAACAGGGACUCGUCUGUCCCAGCUUCAACUGCUACUCCUCCGACAAACUAGCAGAUGCCGCCGCCAAGGUCUGUCGGGAAUUGGACCACCUCAAUUUGCUUGAAGAAUCGGAGUCUGGUCAGUUAGCAGACUGUAAAAAUGACAGCGAAUCCGCCACCGCCGACAAGGAGGAGGAGGAUGAGUUCGAAUUCGUGUCCUUUCAGAAAUCCGCCGACCAGGUUUUCUUCGACGACCACCAGAUCGGCCCCGUUUUUCCCGUGUUCAACCGCGACCUCUUGCUGGAUAGAAGUCAACCUGAUCUCCUCGCCAGCGGUCGGAAUGAUAAAAAGGUGGAGGAGGACGACGAUGGUGUGCCGUCAUCGUCAUCGUCCGAAGUGGACGAGCUGGAGGCGGUCCCACCGGGGACGUACUGCGUGUGGAUGCCGAAAUCCGCGUCGGCAGAAGCGCGUGGGAAGUGCAAGAAGAGUAAGUCGACCGGAACAUCGUCGUCCGGAACGUCGUCGUCUCGGCGUUGGAGCCUCCGGGAUUUGCUUCGGCGGAGCAACAGCGAAGGCGGCAAGAACAUGGUGUUCUUGACCCCUUUGUCGUCCACCUCCAAGAAAGUGGAAGACAACAAGGAAACCAAAAAGAGCUCCGGGUCGGGAACCGGGUCCACAUCUGGGUCUGAUAGGCCCAGGAAAAAGCCCAGUACAGGCUCAAACGCGUUGUCGAUGGCUCACGAGGCGUUCUAUGUGAGGAACAAGACGGUGGCGAAGGACGGGUACAAUAAGCGGCGUUCGUAUCUUCCAUACAGGCAGGACCUGGUGGGGUUCUUUGCUAGUGUGAACGCCGUGAGUGGAAGCUUCCCACCUGCUCUCUGA